AUGGUGAUAGUUCUAAUUGCUCUAGGAAUUCUCGCGAUAAGAAAGAUAUAUGACGAGAAAAAGCAGCACAAGUUGUCCAUUCUGAUCAUGAACGAACUUCUGGGGAGUAGUGUCGAUGUGUUGUCCGAAUAUUAUUACAGUGGAAAGAAGCCCUUAAGCUUGCAACGGUCUGAUACAAGCACAAUAGAUCUGGACCGAAUAACUCCAGACGAUGUUCCCGAUACUGAAGAUGACAACAGUGAAGGUGGGAACGAACUAGAAGAUCCUUUAUUAAUUGCUUCGCGAAAUGGCAUUUCCGAAAUUGUAGAGAAAGUUCUGGAACUGUUUCCGAUUGCCAUAAAUGAAGUGAAUAAAGAAAACAAGAAUGUAAUGUUAUUGGCGGUGCAGUACAGACAACCACGUGUAUUUCAAAUCCUGUUGAAAAAAAAUGUCAUGAUCAAAGACAGGGUGUUACGGGUGGUGGAUACAAGUGGGAAUAAUGCAGCUCAUCUCGCGGCUGAGGUUGGAGAAUAUAGGCCUUGGCUGAUUCCCGGGGAGGCCUUGCAAAUGCAAUAUGUACAUCAAGUGUUCGUCACAGAGAAAAUUCCCUGUAACUUUCUUACCUGCCGCAACAAGGACGACAAAACCCCUGAGGAACUAUUCGUCGCAAAACACCAGCAGCUCGUCAAGGACGGUGGCAAGUGGUUAAUUAAAACCUCCGAAUCCUACUCCGUUGUCGCUGGACUCAUAGCCACCGUGGCCUUUGCCACCUCCUCUGCAGUUCCUGGAGGCAUAAGGGAUAAUAUUGGCACUCCAACAUUUGAAAACAGAACCCCAUUCCACCUCUUUGCCAUCUCAUCACUCAUCGCACUCUGCUUCUCGGUCACGGCUUUGGUGACGUUCCUCUCCAUCUUAACAUCAAGGAAUAAAGAAAGAGAUUUCGGAAAGGGCUUGCCAUUGAAGCUCUUGAUAGGUUUAACGUCCUUGUUCUUUGCCAUAGCCGCGAUGUUGAUUUCCUUCUGCUCGGGACAUCGCUUUGUGAUAGACGAUAAGUUAAAAUAUGUGGCGUAUCCAGUGUAUGCAGCAACCUGCCUACCGAGAAAGAAAGAGGAGCCGUAUGAGUCAGCAGUGUGCGAUGGCUGGAGUGCCUUCAUUGGUAACUUGUGA
Juglans microcarpa x Juglans regia is the source of this 1146-nucleotide messenger RNA. RefSeq lists its product as uncharacterized. NCBI's taxonomy places the organism in Eukaryota, Viridiplantae, Streptophyta, Magnoliopsida, Fagales, Juglandaceae. The coding region runs from base 1 to 1146 and encodes 381 amino acids. The record is from RefSeq and is a predicted model, not a curated record. The transcript has 5 exons.